Molecule: messenger RNA, 5232 nt
Organism: Rangifer tarandus platyrhynchus (Svalbard reindeer)
Lineage: Eukaryota; Metazoa; Chordata; Mammalia; Artiodactyla; Cervidae
Source: the annotation of a GenBank genome assembly
AUGACGUCAAGCUCGCCCAUUGGCCUGGAGGGUUCAGACUUGUCUUCCAUCAACACCAUGAUGUCAGCAGUCAUGAGUGUGGGGAAGGUCGCCGAGAAUGGUGGGAGCCCCCAGAGCAUCAAGCCCCCCACAAAGCCUCCAGGACCAAAUCGGAUCGGCCGAAGGAACCAGGAGACGAAAGAGGAGAAGUCUUCCUACAACUGCCCCCUGUGCGAGAAGGUCUGCACUACCCAGCACCAGUUAACCAUGCACAUUCGCCAGCACAACACGGACACUGGCGGGGCCGACCACUCGUGCAGCAUCUGCGGGAAGUCGCUGAGCUCAGCCAGCUCCCUGGACCGCCACAUGCUGGUGCACUCCGGGGAGAGGCCCUACAAGUGCACCGUGUGCGGACAGUCUUUCACCACCAACGGCAACAUGCACAGACACAUGAAGAUCCAUGAGAAGGACCCCAACAGCUCUCCAGCCGCAGCGCCCCCGUCCCCACUGAAGCGCAGGCGGCUGUCCUCCAAGAGGAAACUGAGUCACGAUGCAGAGUCAGAGAAGGAAGACCCGGCGCCCGCCAAAAAGAUGGUGGAGGACGGGCAGUUGGGGGACGCGGAGAGGAAGGCUGAGGAAGUAUUCCACUGCCCACUGUGUUUCAAGGAGUUCGUGUGCAAGUACGGGCUGGAGACUCACAUGGAGACGCACUCGGAUAACCCGCUGAGGUGCGAUGUCUGCUGCGUCACCUUCCGCACGCACCGUGGCCUGCUGCGCCACAACGCGCUGGUCCACAAGCAGCUCCCCAGGGACGCGGUGGGACGGCCUUUCAUCCAGAACAACCCCGCCAUCCCCGCCGGCUUCCACGACCUGGGUUUCACCGACUUCUCCUGUCGGAAGUUUCCCCGCAUCUCUCAGGCCUGGUGUGAAACGAACCUACGCAGGUGCAUCAGUGAGCAGCACCGAUUCGUCUGCGACACGUGUGACAAGGCCUUCCCCAUGCUCUCCUCGCUCACCCUGCACAAGCAGACGCACGUGGCUGCUGACCAGGGCCCAGACCGGCUGCAGGCCAGGGCCCUGCCAGGCGAUGACCUCGACCAGAAGGUCUUCCUGGCAGUGCUGGGCCUGCAGCACAUGGAGGAUGUGCGGCCCACACCGGCUGAGGAACCGCCGCCGGAUGACAACCAGGCGAUCCAGCUCCAGGCACUGCGGUGCCAGCUACCUCAGGAGCCUGGCUGCGCCGGCCUGCUCAGCCUGGCCCCCUUUGACGCCGCUGCCCUAGGUGGGGCACUCGCCGUCCUCCCAGCCGCCGCGGACAGCGUGAAACACCUGGCCCUACAGCCCUUCCAGAAGGGCUUCAUCAUCCAGCCCGACAGCAGCAUCGUGGUGAAGCCCAUCUCUGGGGAGCCGGCCAUUGAGCUGGCGGACAUCCAGCAGAUCCUGAAGAUGGCAGCAGCCGCACCACCACAGGUUGGCCUCCCGCCACUGGCCAAGGCGCCUGCCGCGCCGCUGCAGGCUGUCUUCAAGCACAUGCCCCCUCUGAAACCAAAGCCCCUGGCCGCUCCGCGCACGGUGGUGGCCACAUCCACGCCCCCGCCCCUGGUCAACACCCAGCAGGCCUCCCCGGGCUGCGUCAGCCCCAGCCUGCCCCCGCCACCACUGAAGCUCCUCAAGGGCACGGUGGAGGCGGCCCCUGGCACCCACCUGCUGCCGCCCAAGUCGGGGGCACAGCUCUUCCUACAGCCGCCAUGCCUCGAGCUGCCUGGCCAGGCCGAGGUGAAGACGCAGCUGGAGCAGGACAGCCUCCUGGAGGCGCUGCUGCCGCUGAGCGUGGAGGCCAAGAUCAAGCAGGAGAUCACAGAGGGGGACCUCAAGGCUAUCAUGACGGGCCCUGGCGGCAAGAAGGCGCCGGCCAUGCGCAAGGUGCUCUACCCCUGCCGCUUCUGCAACCAGGUCUUUGCCUUCUCCGGGGUGCUGCGCGCGCACGUGCGCUCCCACCUGGGCAUCUCGCCCUACCAGUGCAACAUCUGCGACUACAUCGCUGCCGACAAGGCCGCGCUCAUCCGCCACCUGCGUACGCACAGCGGUGAGCGGCCCUACAUCUGCAAGAUCUGCCACUACCCCUUCACGGUCAAGGCGAACUGCGAGCGGCACCUGCGCAAGAAACACCUCAAGGCCACGCGCAAGGACAUCGAGAAGAACAUCGAGUACGUGACGAGCAGCGCGGCCGAGCUGGUGGACGCCUUCUGCUCCCCGGACACCGUGUGCCGGCUGUGCGGCGAGGACCUGAAGCACUACCGCGCGCUCCGCAUCCACAUGCGCGCGCACUGCGGCCGCGGCCUGGGCGGCUGCCCCAAGACCCGCAAGCCCUUUGAGUGCAAGGAGUGCAGCGCCGCCUUCUCAGCCAAGCGCAACUGCAUCCACCACGUGCUCAAGCAGCACCUGCACGUGCCCGAGCGCGACAUCGAGAGCUACGUCCUGGCGGCCGACGGCCUGGGCCCCGCCGACGCACCCGCCGAGGCCCCGGGCCGCGGCGACGAGGGCGAGCACAAGCCCCUGGCCGCCUUCCUGGAGCCCCAGAAUGGCUUUCUUCCCGCGGGCCCCACACAGCCUCUGCCCCCGCACGUUGCCGUCAAAGUGGAGCCAGCCAGCAACUUUGCCGCAGAAUUCAACGAGCCCCUGGACUUCUCCCAGAAGGGCCUGGCCCUGAUCCAGGUGAAGCAGGAGAACGCGGCUACCUUCCUGAGCCCCUCUGCCCCCUAUGACUGCUCCAUGGAGCCCAUCGACCUGUCCAUCCCCAAGAACUUCCGGAGAGGAGACAAGGAUGCAGCUGCUUCUGGGGAGGCCAAGAAGCCUGAGCAGGAACCCGGGAGCAGCGAGCAGGCCUCCCCCGGCCCACCGGCCUGCCCCGCACUGCCGUCGACCUUGGGCGCCAGCGGGCCCCUGGAGAAGCCGGGGGUCCCGGCCGCAGCAUCCUCGGCAGCUAGCCCUCUGGAAGCCACGGCGCUGCCCCUGCAGGGCCCCGUUCAACUAGCCGUGCCCCUCUACUCCUCAGCCCUGGUCAACAGCUCUCCACUCUUGGGCACCUCCACCCUCGGCAGCCCAGCCUUGCUGCGGCCGCUGCGCCCCAAGCCCCCCCUGCUCUUGCCAAAGCCCCCCGUGACGGACGAGCUGCCCCCGCUGGCCUCCAUCGCCCAGAUCAUCUCAUCCGUGUCCUCGGCCCCCACCUUGCUGAAGACCAAGGUGGCCGACCCAGGGCCGACAGGAACCGGCAGUACUGCCGCGGCCUCAGACAGUGUCGGGGGUGCCCUCCCCAAAGCCACCACCGACGUCACCAGCCCAAAAGAAUCCAGUGACUCAUCCCCCUCCACCAACAGCCCAGAGGCAGCCUCGCCGACUGAGCAGGGACCAGCCGGCUUGUCGAAGAAGAGGGGCCGGAAGAGAGGGACACGGAGCCGGGCACGCAGCAGCGGCGGGGUGGACCUAGACUCUAGCGGGGAGUUUGCCAGCAUCGAGAAGAUGCUGGCCACCACGGACACCAACAAGUUCAGCCCGUUUCUGCAGAGUGCGGAGGAUGAUGCCCAGGACGAGGUGGCCGCAGCCCCCACAGAUCACAACGGGCCCAGCGACGAGGAGCAGGGCAGCCCGCCCGAGGACAGGCUGCUGAGGGCGAAGCGCAACUCGUACGCCAACUGCCUGCAGAAGAUCAACUGCCCGCACUGCUCGCGGGUCUUCCCCUGGGCCAGCUCCCUGCAGAGGCACAUGCUCACGCACACUGGUCAGAAACCCUUCCCUUGUCAAAAAUGCGGUGCCUUCUUUUCCACCAAAUCUAACUGUGAACGACACCAGUUGCGCAAACACGGAGUUACUGCCUGUUCCCUGAGAAGAAACGGGCUUAUCCCCCAGUCAAAAGAGAGUGAUGGAGCCCGUGAUAGCACAGACAGCCAGUCGGACGCAGAGGCCUCGGCGGCAGGUAGCGAAGUGCUCGACCUCACCGCCCGGGAGCCGCCCGCGCCGACCCCGGACGGUGCGUCGGAGCCCAGCCCGGCCGCAGCCCCGGCCAGAGAGGAUCCCCCGGGGGGCGCGCAGAAGGCGGCGGAGCAGGUGGUGGCGGAGGAGGACGUGCAGCCAGAGGAGGAGGACGCGCAACCCGCGGAGGAGGAGGAAGGAGAGGAGGAGUGCGCGGAGGAGGAGCCGGCCGAGGCUGCCAACGGCCCCGAGGAGGACACGGUCAGCAACAAGAGCCUGGACCUCAACCUCGCCAACACGCUUAUGGGCUUCAAGCUGGCCGAGGGUGAGGCGGGCGCUCAGGACCACAAGCACGCCUGCCACGUGUGCGGCAAGAGCUUCAAGUUCCUCGGGACCCUCAGCCGCCACCGCAAGGCCCACGACCGCGAGGAGCCCAGCGACGAGAGCGCGCCCCCACGGGAGCACGAGGGGCUGCACCCCGCUGUUCCUGAGCCCCCCACCCCCGAGCCCCUUGCCGAGGCGGAGGCCACGCCCGAGGCCCCGGUGGAGAAGCAGAGCGAGGCGGCUGAGGGCCCCUCGGACGGGGACGGGGACGGGGACGGGGACGGGGAGGGCCCCAACGAGAAGAGACCCCUGGAGAAGAGUGACGAUGACAAGAAGCCAAAGAUAGACACGCCCAGGAGCGCAGCCAGCAAGGCGGAUAAGAGGAAGAAGGUGUGCAGCGUGUGUAGCAAGAGGUUCUGGUCCCUGCAGGACCUGACCCGGCACAUGAGGUCGCACACAGGAGAGAGGCCCUACAAGUGCCAGACCUGCGAGCGGACCUUCACCUUGAAGCACAGCCUGGUGCGCCACCAGCGGGUCCACCAGAAGGCCCGGCACGCCAAGCACCACGGCAAGGACAGUGAUCGGGAGGAGCGCGCUGAGGAGGACAGCGAAAGCGAAUCUGCCCACAGCGGCGCCCACCCUGCAUCGGAGGGUGAGGCGGACGCGGGCCUGCACGCCGGCGCCCACAUGGCGCUCACACGGAGCCGGAGGGAGAGCCUCGCCGCCAAGGACGCCGGCCGCCGGGAGGAGCGGACGGCGGGGACCAGCCAGGCCGCGGCCAGCAGGAGCAUGCCCAGGGCUGCUGCCACCGGCAGCCCCCGGGAGCCGGCGCCCCAGGGCGACCCCGGCCGGGAGAGCCCCUCAGGCCUCCUGCAGGACCUGCUAGAGCUGCCAGGCCGCAGGCCCGCACACCCCCUCCUGCCCACUGCCGACAGUGCCUCGCUCCUGGGCCUGGAAUGA